Pomacea canaliculata is the source of this 7992-nucleotide messenger RNA. RefSeq lists its product as uncharacterized. The transcript is spliced from 7 exons. The record is from RefSeq and is a predicted model, not a curated record. Lineage: Eukaryota; Metazoa; Mollusca; Gastropoda; Architaenioglossa; Ampullariidae. The coding region runs from base 498 to 1541 and encodes 347 amino acids.
GGCUAUAAGGUAUUUUACUAUAACUGAAAUCUUGUUUUUAUUUAAAAUUAUUUUUUGUUUAGUGUUGGUUAGUCCACAGGGUUAGGGUUAGGACUUUAUAACUUUUCAUAGAAUUAUAGCGACUCCGUCUUUCCUUUAAAUCUUUAAUUCGCGAACUCUACCUAGAGUGUAGGACAUCUUGAAGAAUAUAUUCUAGUUGAAGUGACACACUGAAAUAAGGGGGAAGAAAGCCAAAGAAUAACAAAACUGGAUCACAGCAGAUUAAAAAUGGUGGAACGGCGAAAGAUCAAAAGGCUUGAAAUGAUACGGCUUUUCACGAAGGAAAAAAUAACUAAAAGAAAGCCCAGCAAACCUCAAUAGAAAUGCAUCGUGACUGGAAUCAGCAUGCUUAGCUACUCGUCUGCAAGGGAGGCAAAUCUACAACCCUAGAAAGCUCACGGGAAGCAACUCCACCUCAGGCAGCCACAGAAAACGACCAUGCUCUCGCACAGUUCGCCAUGAUGGCGACAAGGCUGGCAGUCGUGGUGUGCACCUACCUGCUCCCCAUCAUCAUUUUCACCUCAGAAAGAGCUGGAGGAGCCAAUAAAGGAAUGUCUGUACGUGACUUUCGUGGUUUCCCCAGCAUACAAGAGGUUCAGUGCUGGGGCGGUGACCUCGAACCGGAAGUAGAUCUUCUGUCGCUUAGUCUUUACAAAGUUCGCGAUGGCGAGUUGAUCGCCGUCGUGAAUCCGGUGAAAAAUCUUUGCCUCACCUUCGAGACGUUCUCCUCGUGUUUCAUAGACUCUAAGAACGCGCGCCAGUCGCUGGUGAGGACCCUGGUGUCGCACCUUGACGAGGGCGAGUCUGAAGACUAUGGCUGCAACGCCACUAGCUUCCGCACCGCGGGGUCAACGGCCGUGCGUUCGUGGUCGGUCGUCGUGACAAGAAAAAAAACCACCACCACCACCGCCGCCACAACCACCACAUCGACGACGACAAGUUCAGUGUCUGCCUCCAAAAAUGAUGGGCGAUCACCGAUAGCAUCCAGCGUUCACAGCGAGUUGCCAGGUUUCUACCUGCCACCCUAUGUCCUCAUUAUUGGACUGGUGCUCAUCGUGCUGCUGGCAUUACUCAGUCUCAUCCUCAUCAUCCUCCAGUGUCGAAGAUCGGGACGCAGAAGACGCCGAAAUCGAGCCGCCAACAGGGAGUCACUGCUGUCCACCAAGAGCGAGAUGGCCAGCUGCAGUGGCCCCAAGGAUCUUGACCUCGGGGUCACCACCUACCGCGCCACGCGCUCCUUCCCGUCGUUUUCUGCGGCGCCGCAGCCACAGACCGUCGCCGGCGUCCAGCCGGGCCCUGCGGCAGCAGCCUUCGCCAUGCGGUACCAGAAGGGGCCGCCAGACGACACUGGCUACGUUUCUGGCUCGAGCAACCACUAUUCCGAGCCCUACGGUUGCCAUGACGACAGCACGCAGGAGCGGGUGCGUCCCGUGUCGCGCACGACGAUCCCGCAAGCCAAGGGCAGCCCCCAGCCCCCCCGCCUACCGGAUAAUCACCCCUAACAUCAAGGCUCGCCCCCCAUCCCAGUCGAGCGCCAGCCUCUGUCUCUCCCCUCCACCCCCAACACCUCCUCCCUCCAGCCAGGGAGCGGGUCGGACACCAGCCAACCUUUCACAGUAUGCUCUGCAUGUCACUGUCCUCACAUUUUGAGUUAUUACCGUCGUAAUUCAUCAUUUUCAUUGUUAUCAUCACCACCAUCGUCGUUAUUAUCAUCAUCAUCGAUGUCAUUGACACUUUAAAAACAUUGUCUUCAUGAUCAUUCAUCUUUGUUUUACAUUCGGACGAAUUCAUCGUCCCACGCGGACCCCAAAAUGUCUCAGACGCUCCCAGUCCUGUGCACGCUGGCUGCAAACCCUUCUGCUGUUCGCCGUUUGUUGACGCUGUACAUCUCGCUACAUCAUCAUGUGCCGCGCACACAAGACCAGCCUUGUCGCCACAGGCCACUUCACCCACUCACUCACCUCGGCAAGUUCCAGACCACAGACGUUUCCAUUGUGAUAUACCACGAACUCAUGAAAUGCGUGUAUGAUGUCACCAUGACCUUACGACCCAUGGCAGUCUGCUCGCAGGGUAAUUGGAAGCUGUAGUUAGGGUAAAGGGUAAGGGUAGCACACUGUAGCACUGUAGCACUGUAGUGUAACACUUAAUAAACGUUAAGUGUUACACUAAAAAUCAAUGAAAACUUUUAUUUCACAGACAUAGAUGGUGAAAGCGACUUUCAUUUGGUUAUUAUCAUUUUAAAAAGAGAUGUCACGGAUUCUGACUUCUCUGCUGAAGUGCAAAAAAGUAAUACGCAGAGAAUAUUCAAGCUUACAUCCAGUGGACAGUUUUGAAAACUAGUAGAUCAUGGACGGGAAAAUUGGGUCCCAGCAGCAGCGAGUCACAGCACCAGUCAUUCAAACAAGAUCGAUCCAGGUUAUGUCGGCUUUCUCCAGCCCAAAUCAACGGCAGACAGAUGUAGGGGAGGUAACCAUUCUGGCUUCUUGCCGCAAGAACGCGACUACUCUCCCUUGACUCCUACAGCUUCCGCUGCUUGUAAACACAAGCACAGCUACUAUUCGCUUAGAGAUCUGAUCGUACUAUUUUAUAUUUCAUUUUGGUCGCUUUUUUAAGUAAAAUAAUAAUUCAUAAUUAAACUUUUUACAUUUUACAACUCAUACGGUAUUGACUAGUUUCUUUGAUAAAGAAAAUUUACGAAAACCCGCUCAAGCAGCCGUUCACGAGGGAUAACUGUUCAUUGAUUUGACAUUACGUCCCUUGCGUUAGUAUACUAAAGGAAUCAAAUCUCCUUUAUCAAGUUGUUGUAACUACCAUGCUAUGUUAUGUCAUUUUGAAAUUCCUUCAUAAUAUGUUACUAGCUUUAUGUCCUUUGCUAAUAAGUCAAGUAGUAAUAGUGUGUGGGGAAGUGAUGCUACAAUGUAUCAAAAGUAACUUUCAGACAUUUAUCUUCAGUGGCGCCUCUGUUCAUUGUAUAAGGUUAUACCAGAGAAAGUAAUUUUACACACCAGGAAAAGCUUUGUCUUUUUUCAUGUUAAGACAUAGGAUUUGAGCUCUUAAGUAUUUACCUAUCAGACAAAUUAAAAGUCUUACCAGCCAAGAAAAAAUGUCUGUAAAAUUUAACACCUAAAAGAUUCUUGUGUUUGUGGAGUGUUUUGCAGCCUAGGCUAAGAGUAAUUGUCAUUAAAAUGAGUUAUUUUUGGUCACAGCCUAUCGGUUAAUGUACAUUAUUUUUCAUCUGUCAUUUACUCAUCCAGAAUGAGGGAGAACAGGUGAGAAGGCUGAAUUUCCUUGGCGUGUAAUGUAAUCAAUAAUUUAUUGUUUUAUGUCGCGAAAUUUUGUUAAAACCUAUUUGUUAAGGAGCUCUACUUUCAAACAUGUUAUGGUGUGUAUUCAAGCGCCAUUUUUUUCACUGUAUAAAGACUUCCUUCACUUUAGCUUUGCUUUAUUUACAACACUGACAUUAAAUCAAAUUUUUUUUAAGCCUUUCUCUUAGUUUUCAAUUUUUCAAUGACAUUUUUGGUCUAAAAACAUGAGUUACUUAUGUUUUUACUCUAAGUUGUAUUACUUACUAUGUCACGUUUACAAUUAAAUGAAGGGUGAGACAUUGUCGACGAUAAGGUCAAAAACAAAUGUCUGAUUUUCAGGCAUAAUAUUUAAGAGAAAGAGCGGCUGAAAUGAUUGAAAAGUGCCGAUAUUGUACACCUCACGUGCAAGUGAGUGAAAUAAAAUGGCUGUAUUUUUGUUGAACCAGUAGUUACAUGUUACUGUUGUCGAUGAAAAAGAAAAACUUCCAUAUAAUAACUUGACAAAAUGGCAAAAUGAAUGCCGAGAAAUGUUUAUAUUUUGUGAACUUUUCAUGCUGUGUAACUUUAACCGUACAUUUUGAUGAAAAAAAAGAAACAACUAAAUUUUAAUUUUCUUAAUGCCUUGUGAAGUUUCUAAACGAUGCUGAAAAUAAAAAGGCAUUUUUUCGGAAUUUCAGGGUGGAACAAAAGGGACAAAACCUAAGUUUUUCUUUUCAUUGAAAUGUUUUCCUAUCAAACACACGCGCUAUGUCAGAGUAUUUGGGGGCCGAGAAUGUGUGUGAAUCUGGUACUGGUUGUGAGGAGUGUUCACAAAGGGUAGCGAUUUUUUUUUUUAAAGUGGUUUUUUUUUUUGUAAGUGUGAGUUGAUGGGCUCUCAUCAUGUGUGUGAGUGGUUAACUGUGCGUGAACUUUGUUUACAAGCUUGAACGAAGAUAAGAGUGGAGACGCAAGGGAAGCCUUCCUGUGACCAAAUAAAGUCUACAGCCGAAUAAGAAUGUAUUCACAAAUACCGAUCACGUCAAUUGCAUUUAUGUCCUUAUUGGCUACCAGAGUCACAUGUUACACUUAGAAGUCGAAACUUAAUAUGUUGUGCUUGUAAUCGGCUAUCUGUCACACGAUUUUAUCAUGAGAUGUUGUGGCGCAAUCUUGUGUCAGCUUUAAUCAUUUUUUUUCAUAAUGAAAAAAGAAACACCCAUGAACAAUAUAUACCAUUAAUCAUUUCCUUGCCUGCAAUUGAAAAUACCUGCAUAGUCCAUUAGAAUCUGUGGGAUAUUUUAUUUGUGCAAUAUGGUCGAGGAUUUUUUUUUUUUCGUUAAUGCAUUGGUGUGUAUUGGUUUUCAAAAAGACAUGUUCGGCUAAAAUACUUGGGUUGUUUUGGUUUUUUUUGGGGGGGGGAGCAAGACUUGAUUACCUCCUCUUUCUUAACUUUUUCAACCCUCUCUUCUUUUACAUCUUUCACAUCACCUUGUUUUUUUCCUUAGUGAUUCUUUCUUUGUUUCAAGAUGUUCACUUGUUUGCAUAGACACUUUCUCUCAUGUAUACAUACCGAACACUCGAGUGAGCCUAUAAAUAGAAAUUGUGUACAUCUGUGCUUACCAAAUAUACGCCAGCCACGUCCACCAUGUGAUUGUUUUCAAGAUUUGCGUCGUCGUUCUCAUCAGUAAUAUUGUAAAUAUAAUCAUUGCCAUAAUACCGCUGUAAUAUACAUGUGCAUGUGUACGAAUCUGUACCCUCUCCAUGUUGGUAGUGACGUACGGUACCCUAGUUUACUGUUUCCGCCAGUGUGCUAGUGAUGUAGGUGUAUUGUGGAUCACCUCGGUGUCCCAUCAGCCUUGUACAUUUAUUUUUUUGUCGUUUUCAUCUGUCGUUUAAAAAUGUAUCCAUCUUUUAUUCACGUAGACGAGUCGGUAGUUGAGCUAGAUAAUGAGAAAGAUGAUUACCAGUGGAUCUUUUGAAUCCCAGUAAGAAACUCAAGAUAUGAGGCGUCUAUGCAGAGGCUUGGACGAACCAUGGCUACAGUCAUGAAGGUACUAUUUGUAACAGUAUGCUGCCGCAAAAAACCGCCUCUUUGUCAGCCUUAUGCUUUUUUCGUCUUUAUAUGAACUCCGUAGGUUGUAUGCGUGUACUUUUGAGCUGUGUCAUAAUUUGGAGUAGAUUUAGUCAAUCUGAUCGCUCUUAGGGGUCAUACUAUGGCUUCAACGAAAUUUCAUUAAACUAAUUCUUGUGGCAAAAAUUUAUUAAAUUAUUUUUCUCCUUUUUUUGUUCUGAAAACGCAUUAUUGAUAAACCGUUAUCUAGUGGUUUACGCAAGCAUUACUGAGAGAUUAUUAUCUCCCCUACAGUCACAACUUUGUAAAUAUGAACCACACAGAGUUGCUGUUUUCCGAAUUUAUGGGCACACCACAAGUCUGUUGCAUUUUUUUUUUUUAGUACUGUAGCGUUUCUUCCACCUUUUAAUUAUUAUUUGUUCAAGUGCCUGCUGUCAAAAUUUGUCAUCUUCAUAUUUAAUUUGUUUCAUCCAGAGAUGUUAACUACAAGUAACUUUUUCUCAGAUCACUGUUCUGCUGCUUACCCUUGUGCACCGGUUUUCAACGUUUUGGUGCCCGUUUUAGAAAAAAAGAAACAUUAGUCUGUGGCCUCAAAAUUAGCAUCUGUACUCAAUCAUUAGUCGUAUAGACUAUAUAUAUAUAUACUUGAAACAUUGAAUCUUAAAGUUCUUGAUAAGUAUCACAAUGCAGACGUCUGCCUGGAAUGAUGAUAGUUCAGGAAAGAUAGACUGCACUUUUUAUAGUUUGUUGAUAUCUGUUGACCAGGCACAUGCCAUUGGUCCUUUAAGUGCAGUUCACGAAAGCAAUGAAGAUCGCAUGCCAUACCAUCACCCCCCUGCUUUCAAAACGGGUUAAGGUUAUAACCAUUGAGUCAGUAGGCUUUUCUUAGUCGUUCAUUAAAUCUAGGGAACAAUGUUCGGUUCCACAAAAAUGAUGCUAUUGAGCGCUAACCUAAAAAUGUGAACACAUAAUUUGCAUUGACUGGCUGCUUUUAUUUGCUUGUUACAGUAAAUAUAUUCACGGUUUGAAGAAUUCCAAAACAAAACAUACUUUAAAAUCAAACUUUUCAAAGAAAACAUGAUUUAUGUUGUCCGUUUACGGUUGUUUUAAAAGAACACCCUGUUCAGUCCAUUGUUGCUUUGGGUGCCAGUUGUUGAGCUCUAACGUGGAAUCAAAUACCGCGGUGUUCUCAAGAGGGUGUUUUGAAUGUUCCUUUAGUUUGAAGGAUCUGUUUUAUCAUUGCUCAAAUUUUCUCGAUAAUGCUGUUAUUCCCCAACCAUUGCAUGUCUUAAAAAAUAACUUUGAAAAAAUGUUUUAAAGAACUUAAAAUAGUGAACUGGACAACUGGCAGAACUCGCCAUGCACUCUCGCCUAUUGUUUACUACGCCAUUCUUUCAAGGAAAUGCAAAGAACCAUAAUUUUCAAGGACUUGACAUGUUGUAGAUGUUGGACUAUGCCUCUGAGGUAGUUUGAACUGUUGUGUCCUCUUAUAUAAGAUGAUGCUCACUUGUUUACGAAAACUCAGGCGAAAAGCCAACCAGCAAAUUAUGUUUCAGAAUACAUGGGCACAUAGCAAUCCGGGCAGAAAUGUAAUAGACGUGAAAGAUAUCUACUUAUAACGGAGUGAAUAUUGCCGUGUAAAAUAGAGUAAUAUUACUAGAAGGAACGAGAAGAAAACUAAUGAAAAAAGUGGGUAUAAAAGGAAUAAGCCUGUAUGUCGAGAACAUUAAUUAAAGCCAAAAGCAGUAAUAAAUCAUGAUUGUAUCUAAAGGAAAAGAAAAUCAAGUGAGAAACAAUGUAUUUUGUUUUGCAAGGCACGAAGAAGUCCAAAGUGAUGAUGAUUUACUUUUAGUCAGAUGAGAGACUAAAUAAUAUACAUGAAUAGCCGGGUUUGUUCCUAUGGUUACUGAUUAUGCAUACUUUUAUGUAAGCGCAUUUUGUAUGAAGCCAUACGAAGGGUUAGCAUGCAGGCUGCAUUGAAAGUGCAUAUAGGUGGUUGGCCCUCGCAUAUGGAUCUGACACGUGACCAGAAUGUAAUGCCGCUGGAAGUUGAGGCAAUGAAUGGCGGUAACAAGUUUAGCAUCCCUCUGGCUUGCAGUAGGCAGUCUCAGCAGACCGUGAGCUUUUUCCUCAGAUGGUGAGUUUACCGUGAAAUGUUGUAGCAAAUUUUGUCAGCAUUAGUAGCAAUAGGUGUACAGUCACUUGUAGCAUGUCCCCCCAUACAUGUACACAGGUAACGGGGAGGUUUUGUUGAGAAGGCAGUUUUGUACAGUGGUACAUUUCCUGAUCGACUUUAAAAAAAAAAAGAAGUGAGCAGGCAGAGUGUAGAUACUCAUUUCAGACGAAGAAGUAUAAUUUCAUUUUGUUCUUGUGAUAGAAGAACAUGGAUGUUUUGAAGUCACUUCUGUAGCUAGGUUUUUUUUUUAUUUUGUCACGUGGCUUCUUUUGCAUAUUUUAUUUGUAUUAUGCAACACUUUUGUUGUUACUUUGUCGAGAGCUUGUUUCUGCCGCAAAGAUGGUCAGUUUGCUUUAUGCUGCUACAUUGUAGCUUGUGUGUGAUUUGAUAUAAUAAACUUUUUACCUCCUGUAUCAUGAAAAACU